AUGGCGAGGCAGCGUUCCACGUGUGUGCGCUCUUUGACGGACGAAGAAAUUCAAGAACUGCUUAUGAAUUCGGACUCCGACGACAGUGACAGCGAGGAAGCAGCCCAUCUAAGUGCCUUGUCGAGUGAUGAGAGUGAUGAAGAGCCCCUACCACCGAGAAAUCCGCGAAAGAAGAGGAAACUUGGCGAGCGGGAUUUCUGCUGGAAGAAGAAAGAGUUCAAACCCCAGGAGCAUGCUUUCGAUCCAGCUCACUCAGGAAUCUGCAAUGACAUCACAGCGGCGUCCAGUGAGCUCGAGAUUUUUGAAAGUUUGUUCACGCCGGACAUUGUGGAAGCAAUUGUGGACCAAACGAACAUUUUCCAGUGCCAAGUACGUGCCGCGCUGACACCGACGCCAGGAUCACGUAUACACCAGUGGAAAGAUGUGACUCCACGUGAGUUUUAUUUAUUUCUUGCUGUCGUAAUGCUCAUGGCUCAUGCAAGAAAAGGCAGCAUUGCGCAGUAUUGGUCCACGGAUCCCCUCUUGAGUACACCUGCAUUCUCGAAGCUGAUGAGUCGCAACCGCUUCCUCCUCAUUUUGAGGUUUCUUCAUUUCUCCAAUAAUGAAGAUCAGAUUCAUGGUGACAGGCUGCACAAGGUGCGCUCGGUUUUCUUGACGCUUCGGAAAAACUUUCAAGGUGCGCUAUCUCCAUACCAGGAUGUCUGUAUUGACGAAAGCCUGCUUCUUUUCAAAGGGCGAUUAGCAUUCAAGCAAUAUAUCCCAUCCAAGCGAAGCAGAUUCGGCCUAAAAUCAUUCGUACUCUGUGAUGUGAAGACAGGCAUAGUGCUGGACAUGGUGUUGUACACCGGAUCCUCAACUGAGAUCAACGAUUCUGAGAUGGGAUAUGGAGCCUCAGUUGUUAUCACUUUACUGGACAAGUACCUGGGCAAAGGGCACGUCCUCUGGGUUGACAAUUGGUACACCAGUCCCGCCCUCUUCACCUACCUUUUCGAAAAGAAGACCAAUGCUUGCGGUACAGUCCGGAAGAACCGGAAGGGUAUCCCACGCGAUGAGAAAAGACUGGAAGAAGGGGAAACCAGCGAGAUGUGCAAUGAUCAGCUUCUCUUCGUCCGCUGGAAAGACAAACGUGAAGUGCUCACGCUCACGACGAAGCAUAAGAGUGGCAUGGUAGAGUCCGGGAAGGUAGACAGGAAGACGGGCGAGAACAAAAGGAUUCCCCUGUGUGUCUCCAAGUACAACAUAUGCAUGGGUGCUGUAGACAAGGUAGACAUGGUUGUGACCGUGACCGGCACAGUCACAAGGAAAUGCAUGAAGUGGUACAAGAAGUACUUCUUUCACCUCUUGGACAUUACCAUCCUCAACAGCAAUUUACUGCAAAUCACAGCUUCUGGUAAAAAAAGAAGCAUGGCAGACUUUCGACUCGAACUUGUCCGCCAGCUCAUCGAGAAAUACCACGAAGGAAACUCAAAGCCAAAGGGAGGACGCCCGUCGAAGGGUGAAGAUCCAACACGGCUGACAGCGCGCCACUUCCUGUCUCUAAUACCACCAACUACCGCGAAGCAAAACCCAACACGAGUCUGCCGCGUCUGCGCUAACACACAGCAUCGACCAAAGCAACGAAAAGAGUCUCGCUAUCUGUGUUCUAGCUGCCAGGUGCCGCUUUGUGUGGUGCCUUGCUUUGAAGAAUACCACACCAAAAAAGUAUUCUAA
Messenger RNA from Dermacentor albipictus, 1710 nucleotides. RefSeq names its product piggyBac transposable element-derived protein 4-like. Lineage: Eukaryota; Metazoa; Arthropoda; Arachnida; Ixodida; Ixodidae. The record is from RefSeq and is a predicted model, not a curated record.